CCCCACUAGCUGCUAACGUGCGCCAUUCCUCCACUCUUCGUGAAUGGCGACCUCUCUUCAACUUUGUCGCUUCUGCUUCGGCACCGGCAUCUUUGGCCCCGACACUCCCGCCGGAAGAUGCGUAGCACUUCCUUUCAGGAAGUCUCUCUCCGUCAGAUGUUCCGGGGACUCCUCUGCUUCUGUCGCUGUGGAUUCCGACAAUUUUGAUGCCAAGGUGUUUAGGCAUAACUUGACUAGGAGCAAGAACUAUAACCGGAAGGGAUUCGGUCACAAGGAGGAGACUCUUGAGCUCAUGAAUCGGGAGUACACCAGUGAUAUCAUUAAGAAGUUGAAGGAAAAUGGGAAUGUGUAUACAUGGGGAAAUACUACUGUGAAAUUGGCAGAAGCAUAUGGUUUCUGCUGGGGGGUUGAGCGGGCCGUCCAGAUUGCCUACGAGGCAAGAAAGCAAUUUCCAGACGAGAGAAUUUGGGUUACCAAUGAAAUUAUUCACAACCCAACCGUUAAUAAGCGUUUGGAGGAGAUGGAAGUUAAAAACAUUCCUAUUGAGGAAGGGAACAAGCAGUUUGAUGUUGUAGAUAAGGGUGACGUUGUGAUUUUGCCUGCUUUUGGAGCUGCAGUUGAUGAGAUGUUGGCUUUGAACAACAAAAAUGUACAAAUUGUUGAUACAACAUGUCCAUGGGUAUCUAAGGUUUGGAAUAUGGUGGAGAAGCACAAAAAGGGUGAUUAUACUUCAAUAAUCCAUGGUAAAUAUGCUCAUGAGGAAACAAUAGCAACUGCAUCUUUUGCUGGAAUAUACAUAAUUGUGAAGAAUAUGGUGGAGGCAACAUAUGUCUGUGAUUACAUUCUUGGAGGUGAACUCAAUGGAUCUAGUUCAACAAAAGAGGAAUUUCUGGAGAAAUUUAAGUGUGCAGUUUCCAAGGGAUUUGAUCCAGAUCGGGACCUGGUAAAAGUGGGCAUUGCAAAUCAAACUACAAUGCUAAAGGGAGAAACAGAAGAGAUUGGAAAAUUAGUGGAGAGGACCAUGAUGAGGAAGUAUGGAGUGGAAAAUGUCAAUGAGCAUUUCAUUAGUUUCAAUACGAUUUGUGAUGCGACUCAAGAGAGACAAGAUGCAAUGUAUAAGUUGGUUGAGGAAGAUCUAGAUCUUAUGUUAGUAGUUGGCGGGUGGAACUCAAGUAACACAUCCCACCUUCAAGAGAUUGCAGAGGAUCGUGGGAUCCCCUCAUAUUGGAUUGAUAGCGAGCAGAGAAUAGGUCCUGGAAACAAAAUAGCUCAUAAGUUGAAUCAUGGGGAGCUGGUCGAGAAAGAAAAUUGGCUGCCAGAGGGUCCCAUUACAAUUGGCGUAACAUCUGGUGCCUCAACACCGGACAAGGUUGUUGAGGAUGUACUCGUUAAGGUAUUUGACAUUAAACGUGAAGAAACCCUGCAACUGGCAUGACUUUAGAUUCACACAGAAGCACCAACAAUCAACGCCAGUGUGUUUUGCUAUUCAGGCAAUGUAUAAUUAAAACAAAUACAUAGCUUUUAAUUUUAAUGUUGCAUCAUGAUACGUUGAUUGUUAUGGCUUGGAAGUUACUUGUUUUCCUAGUAUAUACAAGCAUGUAUUUAGCCAAGUAAAAACUAACACCAAAU
Molecule: messenger RNA, 1629 nt
Organism: Rubroshorea leprosula
Lineage: Eukaryota; Viridiplantae; Streptophyta; Magnoliopsida; Malvales; Dipterocarpaceae
Source: the annotation of a GenBank genome assembly